GAGAGGAUCAUCUCAUGCUGGGCUUCAUCCCUCCCCUUUACUGCUGAAGAGGGUUCUGGCACCGCCCUUGCCAGGAGCCGACCAGAGGAGCCUCCCUCCAGCAAAGGCAGCCUUCAGCUUUCAGUCCUCAGUGUGGUGGGACAAAGGCUCACCAUGAGAAAGUCCCACCGGUUUUGGGUUCUGACAGUGGUGCUCAUCUGCGUCAUCAUCUAUGCCAGCUUUGUCACUCGGAAUCACUUGGAGCCUCCGCCAUCUCCUCACCAGCCUGGUCGUCGGGACAAAGUCAUCAUCCUCAACAAUGGCUCCACAACUAUCCGCCUUGACAGCAGCAUCUAUGAGGACUUCUUCCCACAGCUCCAGCGCUACCAGUGCCGUGAACUGGUCUCCCAGGAGGACCUGUGCCAGCAGGAUCUCUCCCCAAAGGGCCCCCCGCUGCUCCUCCUGGCCAUCAAGUCCCACCCGGCCUCCCACAGUCGGAGGGCCGUCCUGCGCCGCACCUGGGCCCGGCCGAGGGAGACGGGGGGCUUCCAACUGAGGCACGUCUUCCUCAUGGCUACGGAUCCCCAUGUUAAGCACUCCAACCUGGCGUGGCAGGAGAGCAAAGCCAUUGGAGACAUCCUGAUGUGGGAUUUUGUGGAGUCGCACCACAACCUGUCUCUCAAAGAGCGGUGCUUUCUUCAGUGGAUGCAAAGAAACUGCCAGCAAGCUGCCUUCGUCUUCAAAGGAGAUGACGACCUCUUUGUCAACAUAGAGGCACUCACUGAAUACCUUCAUCAGACGCCCAACGUUUCCGAAUUCAUCCAUGGCAACAUUCAGUACCGUUCCGCAGUAGUAAGAAAGGGAAAGUAUGCUGUGUCCUCGGCUUUCUACCCACUGUGGGUGUACCCCAACUUUGCCUCUGGCGGGGGGUUCAUCAUGCCCCAGUCCACCAUCCCAGAACUCUACAACGCAUCGCUGUGGAUGCCAGUCUUCCCGCUGGAUGACGUUUAUCUGGGGCUCCUGGCCUUGGCUGCGGGGCUCCAGUAUCACCACGACGGGCACUUCCGUGUGUGGGGACCCCCAAAAGAUGAACUCGAGGUGUACCGAGACUCUGUGGUUGUCCAUGGGAUCUCGAUGGAGAGGAUUGAGCAAGUGUGGAAUGGGAUCCAGAAGCCCGACCAGACAGGCAGUCCUGGCCACUAGCCUUUGGACCUGGGCAGAGAGGGGUUUGAAGCCCGCCCUCUGCCCACAGACAAGGCCAACAGACAGACUGCCUUGUCUCAAACCAUCAAGGAGCGA
Molecule: messenger RNA, 1278 nt
Organism: Anolis carolinensis (green anole)
Lineage: Eukaryota; Metazoa; Chordata; Lepidosauria; Squamata; Anolidae
Product: beta-1,3-galactosyltransferase 5
Exons: 3
Coding region: 154-1182 (342 amino acids)
Cellular component (GO): Golgi membrane
Molecular function (GO): UDP-glycosyltransferase activity; hexosyltransferase activity
Source: RefSeq, a predicted model, not a curated record